Topomyia yanbarensis is the source of this 3476-nucleotide messenger RNA. Its product is annotated as fibroblast growth factor receptor 2-like. Lineage: Eukaryota; Metazoa; Arthropoda; Insecta; Diptera; Culicidae. The coding region runs from base 1520 to 2491 and encodes 323 amino acids. The record is from RefSeq and is a predicted model, not a curated record. The transcript has 5 exons.
UUGUGCGAAGGUAGACGUUUGUCGUUCGAAGUUCCAUGCGAAAACAUUGUGUGUGCGCGCCGGUUUUCUUGUUUAUUUUCCGUUUCGUUUCGCGUCGUUGUACCCGGCGGAAGUCGGGCGGGUGCGCUGUGUAUAAGGAUAAUCAAAUUGUACUGUACACCUUAAAAUUCCGGGAAGAACCGAUCGAAACUCGACACUGCGAUAUACUCGUGGCAGCUGCUGCCAUAUUAGAGGCACUAAUUAAACCGGCAAACCUUGCCGUACGUUCCAGGAAAAUAUUGUCAUAACGUGGGCACCUUCUUCGUCAAUCAAAAGCCUUGACGUCGUAGCAGUUGGGAAGUGCUCUGGAAGUGGCGCAAACUUCCACAGUCUGACCGAAGUCGUACCGUAUCUUCGAGUGUCGGAGACAUUGUGCAGCAUUCGGUGAGAAGGCCAUCACAGCUGGGUGGUACGUGAGAAGACUAACUGCUUCCCGGUAAAACGAACUGCAGCAGCAGCAGCAGCAGCAGCAGCGCAAGGUGCCAAACGUGAUUCAUUAGCUGCUGCGCUCGGACAGUGUCGCAUGAAAAUAAACCGUCGCUCAUUCGUGGCGGUAAAUAUCCGCUACCAGGUUGAUCAGUUAAGGGAAUUGCAGCAAGCGGAAGAAAGGCACCGAAAUUGUCAUAGAUGUUCAUUCUUCUGGAACUGAGCCCACCAGAAGGUCAAAAAGGAAUGUUUAUGAGGCCGCUAGGGGUGUAUGUGAAUAAAUGAUAUUAUUUUUUAAUUGCUAGUUGUUAAAACAGAAUAAAAAACGAAACAACAGUGUAGAGUGCAGCUUGCUCGUCCGGUUCGAAGUCUACAUCGAACUAGUUUUUUUUUCUUUCUUGUAAUUAAAACGUCUCGGAGCAGUAUCUGUGGUGGUAAGAUUUCCGAGAAAAAUUGAAAAAUGCUUGCUCACUAGCAAUUCUAGUUUCAUGUGGGGAAAAUUGUCCAACCCAACCGAGUUGUUGAAUUGGCGCGCCAUUUCCGAGGACCGUGACGAUUCGUUGGCUAAGUGGUACCUGGAAUUUUGGUCCGCUCGGUUCGGCUCCCAAAGCGUCCAAUUUGUGACACCAGUCAGCGGAAGUGAACCAACCAUAGGAGGUGCUCAUAAAUAUUCGUGGCCAGCAGAGAAGACUACGGCAAACACAUAAACAGUAACAGCGAAGCCGCUCCAUUGAACGGCUUUGUAAGUUUUUACCGACCAACUGACAAAAAGCGUUCCGAUGAAAACCUGUGAAGAUAUAUAGUUCCGGUGAAAUUGUUUGUUUGAUUAAUUAAUAAGCAUAUUAGUGUCGUUGUACAGUGUGUUGACACAGUCGUUCGCCGUGUUGCACUGCUUUAUAUGUGUGUCAUUAGCAUAGCUAUUGCCGACACAGUUUUUGUUUGAACCCCAUCACAAAACGAUUCCCCGCACAAACGUCUCCCUCGCGGUGUGUUUGCACUUCGACAAGUUUUAGUACACUGACGUAGACGAAAAAAUCAUAAAUCAAUCAACACGAUGGUGUCGGAAAAGAGCUUAUCAAGCGCAAGCGGAAGAAGAUCGCUCGAUGGUGGAGAUAUUAGAUUGCUGACGACGCUUGUAGCCACCUGGUUAGCGAUCUCAUUAUCGCUGGCUGGUCAAGUGAAUGGCGAGGACCACUGCAGUGAGCAUCGGUACAACAAUUCGAUUGAUACUGAUCACAUGCAGUUUACCAAGGAAGUUCCAGAUCAGGAAUACGGCAUUUUGGGACAGUUUAAAAGCUUGCACUGCUGUGCGAAAGGAUACCGCAGUAUUGAAUGGUUCAAGAACGGCCACCCGUACCCGUGGGGCAGUGAGAUAUCGUCGCUGAUUGUGUACCCGGAGGCAGCCAAUCAAACCAUCUACACGCACCGGAUAUCGGAAACAGAUAUUGGCAACUAUUCGUGUGUGCUGCGGAACGACACCGGCAUCAUGCGGCACGACAUCGAGCUGCGAAUGCAAGAGGACAAACCGGACUACCCGUUGCCGACGUUCAAACCGAAAGACACGAUCAUCAACCUAGGCGAAACGGCGCGCUUCUAUUGCGAGGCGUUUGUGGGAAAGCUCGAUUUGCCGGAUGCGACCAAUAAAAUCGUGUGGAUGCAGAUGUUCGACGACAAGGCAACGUCCAUACUGGACGCGAAUCAGUUGAAUGUGACGAGGGAGGAUGGUCAAAUCAUCGGAUCAUAUCUGUCAAUACCGAACAUCAAGCAGCAUCACUAUGGACGCUAUCGGUGCCAGAUCACGUCCGGCAAUCUUGCUCGGCCACUGGAGUUGAGCGUGCUACUCUCACCGGCCCAGGUAACGGCCGUCGAAGAGUCGGAAUUCGAAUUUCUCGCGCUGAUAAUCAUCUCUGCGGUUGCGCUCCUGCUGCUGAUAAUGCUGUUCGUGAUCUGUCGCCUCGACACACGGAAGGAUCAGCACGACAAUCGAUGUUCGGCGCAGUUUAUCGCUGAUAACGAAAGCGUGUAGAAACUAGCUUUAAUAGACUGUUGUAGUCCCAUCUUCAUUUCAAAACAAAUCCUAUUUAUUUCAAUCAAGAAAGGGCUAUAAGCUACAGCUGUAACUUAUUUGUUAAACAAUCCUCAGUACUACACGUUUGUUUGGCAAACGUUGUCAAUCAACUAAACAAAUCGGUUCGCGUUGUAAAUAUUUCAUUCUAGUAGUAAGGCAAACACCCAAACGGGUUUGCACUAUUUUCGUAGACGAUCGAAUCGUUUGGUAACCUUUCGUUUCAAUUUUCACGGUAAAAUAAAGAUGGGAAAGCCAUUUAUGAGACUGACUUUUGUGAUUCUGUAGGAGUCUGUCCUUCUGUCUACACUGCCAGCGUAAUGUCUAGACAGUGUCUGUGACAAGAGGGCAUUUUAAAGAACCUCAGAGCUUAAUCUAUCUAUAUAAUGAUCAUACAAGUGUAAACUGUUGUUAUACACGUUGAACGUCAAACGAAAGUGAUGAUAAUAGAACGAAAAUCGGCGUAUGUUGGCUUCCGAAAAAAGAAACAUACUAAAAGUAGUAUUAUUUUAAUUGUUGUAUGAAUGAAACUCAACAUUUAGCUAAAAGCAAUAACAAAUUAUGCGAUACUAUGCAUUAAUCUUUUUUAGUUGCAGAAAGGUAUUCCAUUUAAGUAACUCGAAUAAAAUUUCGAUGAUAAAAUUAUACCAGUGAGCAAAAAGCACAAAUUGGUCGUUGUUUCGUUCCUGAACAUUCCUUUCUAUUUCAAACAUAGUUUGAAUCUAGUGUGAAUCAAAACGAAAUCCUCAGAAAGAUGAAUUUGAGCAAAACACCAUUUUCUGUGUCAUACCGUAAGUUGUACGAUCAUAUUGCGCUGAUGUUUGGUAAAGACAACGCAGAUUUUUACCUCUCUCAUUUGUAAUGUAAAAUAAUAACAAUAAGCUGUUGUGUAAUAUAUUUGUAACAGAUUACAUUAAAAUAAAUUAUUAUAGUUGUAUUACUCUGA